AUGGAUUACCUAUUCCUACAUUGUACCUUUGCCUCCGAGGUUUGGAGUCUCGUCCCUUUGAGAUCACCCUUCUGCUCCUCUGCGUGCCCAUCAGUUAUAAACGCAAUUGAAGAGUCUGGACGAUGGGCUUGUCUUCCUCCAACAGGUGUCUCGACGAAUAUCCUCUUCUGGAUCAUGUGGGCUCUAUGGACAACACGCAAUCAGCUAGUGUUCGAAUCGAGACACCAAUCACCCUUAGCGGUAGUGUCGCGCGCAAUGGCCGGUGCACAAGAAUGGAAGCUAGCCCAAUUUACUUCUGAUCCUCCUAGAACCAUACAAAAGGGAAUAGCUCUCGCGCUGACACCAACGGUACCGCAAGGUACAAUCCUCUGUAAUAGUGAUGCAGCUUGGAAUCAGAACUCUGAAUCGACGGGACUUGGAUGGAUCUUCACACCUCCAGGAUCCCCAACUCUCCAGGGUUCACAAUACCAGACUCAUGUGCAAUCGGCUCUCCUGGCUGAAGCCUUAGCGAUCCGAUCUGCUCUUCAACACGCCAUCCAACUUGGCUACACUCAAAUCUGGCUCCGAUCAGACUCUCUUGUGCUCGUUCGAGCCAUCACUUUGAUCGCAAAACCGAAGAUCCUCCACGGAGUUCUCUCGGAUAUCGAAACUCUAUCAUCUGCGUUUUUUUUCUGCGUUUUUUCCUUUACCCCAAGAGAGCUUAAUGGGCCAGCGGACCAUUUAGCAAAAACUACUCUUUGUAAUGUGAACUCUUCUAGGGCCUAG
Brassica oleracea var. oleracea is the source of this 765-nucleotide messenger RNA. RefSeq lists its product as uncharacterized. The coding region runs from base 1 to 765 and encodes 254 amino acids. The record is from RefSeq and is a predicted model, not a curated record. NCBI's taxonomy places the organism in Eukaryota, Viridiplantae, Streptophyta, Magnoliopsida, Brassicales, Brassicaceae. The transcript has a single exon. Gene Ontology annotation, molecular function: nucleic acid binding; RNA-DNA hybrid ribonuclease activity.